Leptosomus discolor (cuckoo roller) is the source of this 390-nucleotide messenger RNA. The record is from RefSeq and is a predicted model, not a curated record. Lineage: Eukaryota; Metazoa; Chordata; Aves; Leptosomiformes; Leptosomidae.
AUGCAGGGACCGAGGCCAGUGGUUCUGAGCGGCCCGUCGGGCGCAGGGAAGAGCACUUUGUUAAAGAAAUUGCUUAAAGAUUAUGAGAACAUCUUCGGCUUCAGUGUCUCCCAUACCACAAGGCAGCCAAGACCCGGAGAAGUAAACGGCAAAGAUUACCACUUUGUGACCAGAGAGGAAAUGCAGAAGGAGAUCGAAGCGGGUGAAUUCAUCGAGCACGCGGAGUUCUCCGGAAACAUGUAUGGGACGAGUAAAGGCGCAGUGCAGGCUGUUCAGGCCCAGAACCAGAUCUGCGUCCUCGACAUCGACAUCCAGGGCGUGAAGAACAUCAAGAGGACGGACCUCAACCCCAUCUACAUCUCCGUGCAGCCGCCGUCCAUAGACGUCUUG